GUGACGUAAUUCCGCGCGACGCAAGUUAUUUUACGUCAGCAGCACAACAGUGCCAACAUGGCGUUCACUCUGUACGCGCUGAUUCAAACAGCGAUAUUAUUCACCAAUGCCAUCGCUGUUCUUCACGAAGAGAGGUUUCUCAGUAAAAUCGGCUGGGGAGCAGAGCAGAGUAUUGGAGGAUUCGGAGAUGAACCCGGCAUUAAAGCACAACUUCUGAACCUUAUCCGCUCUGUCAGGACUGUCAUGAGAGUACCUCUGAUAGCAGUAAAUUCAGUGUGUAUCGUCUUAUUAUUACUGUUUGGAUGAAGAAGGAACUGAUGGAUUGCAGUCGAUCGGGAUCUAAUAAGGAACACAGGGACUGUGGCAAAGAAAAAUAGUAUUUUUUAAGAGUAAAAAAAGUGUAUUUGUGACUUUAAAUGUUGCUGUCCAAUGUCUGGAAAUUGUAUCCUGAAUGAUUUACUGUAAAUACUCUGGUAGUUUUAUAUGAAACAAAUACCAGUAAACCUUUUUCUUUUCCAGUUUUGUAACUCGACAGAAGCUCCGGCGUCUGUGCUUGUUGUUUUUGUCUCAUCCAAGCUCCAGUAAAGUGUCACUUCCUCACGUGUUUCUCAGAGCAACAAUGAAAUCAGUUGCACAGGUCUCUCUUAUGCUUUGAUUCUGGCAAAUGAAAUAUAUUUUCUUUCCUAAUAAAUGUCAAGUUCCUCGAAGCUAAUCUUAUUGUGUUUCCAAUUCAAAGACAGCUUGGAAAGUAACGCUGGGUUUAAUAUAUUUAAAGAAAUAUGGAUAAAGUCUGAUUUUUUUUUUUUUAAUAAAGAUGUGAUUAAUGUA
Molecule: messenger RNA, 828 nt
Organism: Carassius auratus (goldfish)
Lineage: Eukaryota; Metazoa; Chordata; Actinopteri; Cypriniformes; Cyprinidae
Product: immediate early response 3-interacting protein 1-like
Exons: 3
Coding region: 58-306 (82 amino acids)
Biological process (GO): endoplasmic reticulum to Golgi vesicle-mediated transport
Cellular component (GO): COPII-coated ER to Golgi transport vesicle; endoplasmic reticulum membrane; Golgi membrane
Source: RefSeq, a predicted model, not a curated record